CGUGUCCCAAAGCCUGUGGAGGGGAUUUUUUGUGGUAUUCACAGACUGUUUCAUGUGUCAAUACGAGAGGAGCGUAAUUACCAGCUGAGAAACUGCAGGAAAUAAAUCAAGGCUGAAUGAACAAAAUGGAGAAUAAAGAGAAGCGCAGAGGACACACAUAUCUUAAAAGCAUUACGGAUGUAUGCAUUUACGUUGUCUGGGGAGCCUGGAAAUAUAGAAGAGAUUAUGACUGCAAAGGAAUGAAUUCAAGGACUAGUCUAUGGGGAGUAUUUUUUUUUUCCCUGUGACUUCAAACUUCUCUCAGCGCUUGCAGAGUUUUAGUCAGCUGGCAUGCAACAGAGGUACGACUUCCCCAAGGAAACUCUUCCUUGGCUUGAGCUGGAAAGGCUGCUGGGAGAGUCGGGGGAAAAAAAAGCUGCGAACAGAGACGAAACCUUCUCCUCCUCCAGCCAGAGAGCAGAGCCAUGAAACUGUACAUCAUCUUCUUCCUGGCAGUGGUGAACAAAGAAACCUCUAACUACCAACUCCCCGAGGGGACAGCCUGUGAAAUGGCAAAUUCUCAGGCAUUUUGCCACAACAAAGACCUCCACCAAAUCCCUCACGAACUCUAUCCAAAUGUAAACAAAAUAGAUCUGUCGGGAAAUCUGAUUCAAAGCAUUCCUGAAAUGUCAUCAUCAUUUUACACUUCCCUUCAGUGCCUGGAUUUAAGCUCUAACCAGAUAAGUUUCAUCACGCCUGGAGUCUUUGCACACAUGAACAGUUUGCUGGAAAUAAAUUUAGCCAACAAUCAUUUAUAUGAGCUUGCUCAAAAUGGCACAGAGGGGAUCGGACUCUUACCCAAGGUGGAAGUACUGGACUUGUCCCACAACAGUCUGUACAGUGGGAUGGCUGAGUAUUUCAUUAAAGAAGCUCCAGCACUGCAGUAUCUUUCCUUGGCAGACAACAGUAUUAUAAUGAUUUCACAAAAGAUGUUUCAGGGAUCUCCCAAUCUUGUGGAGAUAGAUCUUCAGAGCAACAUCAUCAUGGAAAUAGAAGAAGGUGCUUUUGAGAAUCUAGUGAGCCUGUCCAAACUCAAUCUCUCAAAGAAUUCAAUUACUUGCAUCUCUGAUUUUAACCUCAGGCAGCUGGAGAUACUUGACCUCAGCAGGAACAGCAUUGAGACCUUCCACACCACAAAAUCAGAUGAUGAAUAUAGCUUAAGGUGUUUGGAUCUGAGUGAAAACAAACUGUUUCAUUUUCCAGUGUUCCCUCAGGUAAAUAAGCUGGUAACUCUGAAUUUAUCAAAGAAUUUAAUCCAGCUCACUGCUGAAACCCCUCAUAAUAAAAUGGACUAUGUGAAAAAUGAAUGGCUAAAUGCUUCUUUCCAUCUUCUUGAUCAGAAGCAAAGUAGAAACAAAAGUUCUCUUUAUUUAUCCCAGCUUGUAUAUUUAGACUUAAGUUAUAAUGAAAUCAAAUCCAUUCCAGAUGAGUUCUUUGAAUCAAUGUUGUCCCUUCACACCCUUAACCUCAGUAAAAACUGUCUUCAGUCAUUUGCAGUAAGUUAUGACAGUGCAUUGAUGUCUUUAACUGUCCUUGACUUGAGCUACAAUGCUUUGCAGAACCUUCUCCUCGAUGCUGGUGCAUUGUCAAAUUUGAAGGAGCUCUAUGUUCAAAACAACUAUCUUCAAACACUGCAGUUUGACAUCUUCUCAAAUCUUCCUAGCCUUAGACUGCUUAAUCUACAAAGCAAUAACAUCAGCCUUUGCAGCAUGUACUCAGGAUUAGCUAAACAAAGACUUGCUGGAGAGCAAAGUGGUUGUGUAUCAUUUGUCAAUUCUCCUGCUCUUCAGUACUUGUACCUAGCUGACAACAUGCUGAGCAUCCUACCAGCAUACAGCUUCUACAAGACUUCUCUGGUUGUCUUGGACCUCUCCAUGAACCCUGGACUGAAAAUAGAACUUAAAGCAUUAUCAGGUCUGGAAAAGUCUCUGGAAUGUUUGUAUUUAUAUGGUAAUAGCCUGAUAAAUUUAAAUAUUGACUUGCCUUGUUUUAGUCACCUUAAACAUUUAAACCUCUCUGAAAAUCAGCUGAACUGGCUGCCUAAGUGGGAUAGUGACUCUUCACUAGAGGUUCUGGACCUACGGAACAACAGGUUCAGUACAUUACAGAACAGCAAUAUUUUAGCAUUAGAAAAUUCACUUAAAAACUUGUAUCUCACUGGGAACCCACUCGACUGCUGUGGAAACAUCUGGCUUUCAUCCAUGAUCCAGAACAAAAAUGUCCAGAUCCCCAAUGUGGAGCAUUUAACGUGCCAGCACACUCAGAAUUUUGGGUACCAGGAGGAAAUGCACAUCAAGAACAUUAGACCAGAAGACUGUGAAAAAGAGGAUCUGAAGAAAAUCAACUUCCUUAUUAUAUUAACAUUUGUGUUGGUUUUAUUGGUGAUCAUCAUUGGUGCGGGUUCAUUUUUUUGCUUCCGCAGGCAAAACUUUGCCCAUCAGUUUAAAGCAUAGUAACACAAAAUGUCUUGGAAACUGAAGAAAUCAGGUGCUACACUGACAGUGUGUAGAAAUAAAGGGUAAAAUUCUCA
Passer montanus (Eurasian tree sparrow) is the source of this 2569-nucleotide messenger RNA. RefSeq names its product transforming growth factor beta activator LRRC32-like. The record is from RefSeq and is a predicted model, not a curated record. The transcript has 3 exons. Bases 465 to 2492 code for a protein of 675 amino acids. Gene Ontology annotation, cellular component: extracellular matrix. NCBI's taxonomy places the organism in Eukaryota, Metazoa, Chordata, Aves, Passeriformes, Passeridae. Gene Ontology annotation, molecular function: protein binding.